Stegodyphus dumicola is the source of this 1734-nucleotide messenger RNA. It is a transcript of the gene Exo84, whose product is annotated as exocyst complex component Exo84. The record is from RefSeq and is a predicted model, not a curated record. Lineage: Eukaryota; Metazoa; Arthropoda; Arachnida; Araneae; Eresidae. Gene Ontology annotation, cellular component: exocyst. Gene Ontology annotation, biological process: exocytosis; intracellular protein localization; Golgi to plasma membrane transport.
GUACCAAGCUUUAUAUGAGUUAGAUGGUUUGGCUGUUGUCAGUGUCAAAGAAGAAUUGAGUGUCAAAAAUGCAUUCAAGGUCUUGAUGUUCCCUGAAGUUAGACUCUUCCAGUGUCCUUCUGCAGCAGCAAAGAAAGAGUGGCUCUCCCGUAUUGACCAUGCAAAAAAAAAGAAACUAUCUACAUUUGAACAUCAUGUACCAUCCACAGAUGCUUCAAAUCCUUUUGAAGAGGAAGGUAGUAAUCCUUUUGAAGAAGAAUCUGUAAAAAAGAGCUCGCAGCUGGAAAUCCCGAAUUGGUUGAUGGAAUUACCUGAAGAACUUGAUGUUUGUAUUGCCCUGCGGGAGUUUGAGAAAGCUGUGGAAUUGAUCCAGAGAGCAAAUGCCCAUUGUGCUGCUUUCCCCAGAAGCACUUCUGUGAGAGACAUGAAAAUCCGCAUUGACAAUCGCACCAAGCAGCUGGUGAAUAUUCUUACUGAAGAGUUGAAAGUAUCGCCAGACCGCUCUUUGCAUGGUGGACCCAGGGCAGCUAGAAAAGCUGUUGCUGUCCUUGUCCAGUUGGGAAAGUCAUCUAAAGCUUGCAGUUUGUUUCUUAAGCGGUGUUCAGCCAUGUUGAAACAGAGCAUGAAGCAACAAAAGGCAGAAGGUGCUACUGCCAGUUAUGUUAAGAAAUUAUGUUCAGUGUUUUUUUCCUGCAUUGCAGAUACGGGAAGGGAGUUUGAUCGAGCAUUUGGCAACAAAACCUGUGCUUCUGCAUUUGUGGUGUGGGCUAAAAUUCAGCUGGAGCAGUUUGUACAGAUUUUUUCUAAGCAUGUUUUCACACCCCAAGUCAGUGCUUCCACAGCCACUGAAUGCAUUGCAUGUGCACGACAGCAUUGUGACACGCUGUCGGAGGUGGGUCUCGAUCUUUCUUUUGUCUUGAAUGAACUCUUGUGUUCCCAUGUGGAGCGACUGGUGACCGAAAUGAAAGAUAAGCUUCUGGAGGCGAUUAAGUUGCGUGCCAAUGAUGACAAGUGGCGUCCUCAGAAUCUGCAAAAUGCAGCAAAUUCUAAAAAGUUGCUCGAUGAUUUGAGAGAGAUGGGCAUAGACAGUGCUGAGUUAUAUCUUUACGAUGACUGUUGGCUGUCUCUUACUGCCAACACCACUGCAUUUGCGAAAAUGUACCUGAACUUUCUGGAUGACCUAUUGAAACUUUAUACCCCGACUGUUCAUGUUUUGAUAAAUGACAGCCUAUGCAUUACUUUUCAGACUCAUCUUUAUCAUGUUAAAAAUGCCUUACAAAAGACAUCAGAUCCUAUAGAAAGACAGUUUGUUUUGAAAAAUGUUACAUUCUUGCUAGACGUUUUGAAAAUUAUGGAGAAUCGUUAUUCUAGUAAACUCAACCGACCUUGCACUCGAACUGCAGAUCUACGAGAAGAACUCAACAGGCUUGUGACCCAGUCUCACAAAACUUCAUUUACCAAAUAUUCUUCCACUGCAUAUAUUUAGUAUAGAAAAUCUAAUGCUUCUUAGAAUUAGUGAUUAUAACUAUUUUUGAUUAAUUUAUUUCAUCUCAGUAUAUCUAGAAAACAAAAGGUAACAAGAAACCAAAACAUAGUUUAAAAAUAAUUUGAAAGUAUGAAUGAUAUUUUAUUCAUAGAAGUAUUUGAAAUUUUCAGAUUGUAUAUCAGGAAGUAAAAAGUCAUAAGAACUCGGUGAUAACUGCAUUAAUAAAAUAUUUAAUAUUUUGAAAAACA